AUGAGGCUCUCCUCCGGGAUUCUCGCCUUGGGCUUGUCCUGCUGGACGACCCUGGCCCACGAGGUCACCAUUGAUGCUACGGAUGCCAAUCGUCAAUAUUGCUCUGGCAUGUACAGUCGGCAGUCGUGGGGCGGAUCUGUUGACCCAUUCAUUCAGGUCAAGUUUCUCAACUCUAGUAUACCAGAAGGCACCGAUCCCAUCGUGAGCUUGAUAAUCUUCCAGUGGCGAGACAAUAAUCUUGUUGGCGUCCUUGAUGCAGAUGGCCAAAGAAGACUACCGAUUUGCACCGACGAGUUUGUCAAUUCCGGCCACUGCAAUAACACGGAUAUCGGCCAGUUUCUGGUCUCUCCCAAUGCCACCGCAAAGUCAAACGCCCUCAUUUUCACAAAAGCUGUCCACCUCAAGGACCCGGGCCCGCUGCGCUAUUCCUUGAAAAAGACGGGAUAUUACUGUGUUGUGACACAAGGCUACACCGUCGACCGCUACAAAGCUAUCGCUGAAUUUCGAAAUGCAUACGGCGAACUGCAAGCAACCCAGAUUCCCAAACUCCCUUUCUACGGCGCCAUGUCCAUCAUCUACACGCUUAUUACAGGAUACUGGGGCUUUCUGUACUACCAGCAUCGCCACGACAUCUAUUUCCAAAACAAUGGGGGCUCCGGCGUGGGAUCCAAGGCCUUCCUCAUUGUAGUUGGCAUUCUGAAUGCUGCACGCAACUCUUUUUCAUUCUUUCUUCUGCUCAUUGUGUGCAUGGGAUAUGGUGUCGUCAAGCACACUCUUGGGCGGACCAUGACCUAUGUUCGAUGGCUGGCGGCUGCCCACUUUGUCUUUGGUCUGGUCUAUUCCAUCACAAGUCUGGUUGUUUCGCCUGAAAGUGCCGGCCCGUUUGUCCUACUCAUCAUCUUACCUCUAGCCGGAACGUUGACGGCUUUUUACGUGUGGACACUCAACUCUCUCAAUUUCACGCUGAAAGAUCUGAGAGAGCGGAAGCAGCAUGCAAAGGAGGCCAUGUACAGAAAACUUUGGUGGUCCAUUCUCGUCAGCAUCAUCAUCGUCUUUGCCUUCUUCUUCUUCACAAGCUUCACCUUUGCCUCCAUAAAUGACCCCGAAUUUGUUCCGAAUCAUUGGAAAACACGGUGGUUUAUCCUGGACGGCUGGCUCAACAUUGUCUACUUUGCAGACGUCGCAUUCGUCGCCUACGUGUGGCGCCCCACCGCCAACAAUCGCCGUUUUGCCAUGAGUGACGAGAUUGCUCAAGAUGACGACGGAAACUUUGAGAUUGGCGACAUUGGCGUCCCCGAUGACUGGGAUGACGAUGAAGAGGUCCAGACUGGGAAGGAUCAGCCUCACCCUCCACCAGUCACGGGAAUCACCGGUUCCGCCCUAAGUCAGCCAAACGGUCGUCAGCAGACCUCCUCGCGAAGCAUCCCGCGGGAGUCCAUUGACGGGGAGACAAUCUUUGCUGUAGGUGAGGAUGGCGACAGAUUCUCAGAUGACGGAAGUGACGAAGAGAAUGCCAAGCUUGUACGAAAUAAGUGA
This is a messenger RNA of Metarhizium album ARSEF 1941, 1536 nucleotides long. Its product is annotated as integral membrane protein (Ptm1). Gene Ontology annotation, cellular component: Golgi apparatus; membrane. The coding region runs from base 1 to 1536 and encodes 511 amino acids. Gene Ontology annotation, biological process: retrograde transport, endosome to Golgi. The transcript has 6 exons. NCBI's taxonomy places the organism in Eukaryota, Fungi, Ascomycota, Sordariomycetes, Hypocreales, Clavicipitaceae. The record is from RefSeq and is a predicted model, not a curated record.